UCACACCGCCCCACCCAAGCUAGUAACUCACCUUCAGGACAUCCUUCCCAUGCUCUCAAACCCACCACACACACCAUCUCACCCCUCUGCUGGCAAGAGGGGAUCUGAUUCAUCCUCUCACUCAACACUCAUUCUACUCAACUGAUUAAGACCCCUCAGAAGAGAAACUGAAACUUCUCUGCCUUUGAACUACAACAGUGAAUGAACAGUCCCUCUCAAUUGAUUCAAAAUGUUUGUCUCACCCAGGAGAUGGAACUCACGAAGGGCUUCUCUGGCCAACGGACAUUCAUAUCUGCAGCCCUCAGCCUGCUAUCACUCAGCCUCUCCACAACAUCCCUGCUCAGCAGCUCCUGGUUUGUGGGCACACAGAAGGUGCCUAAGCCCCUGUGCGGAAAAAGUCUGGCAGCCAAAUGCUUUGACAUGCCAAUGUCCCUGGAGGGCAGCUUCCCCAACGCAUCAACCCCGGAGGUGGUUCAAUACAGCUGGGAGACUGGGGAUGACCGGUUCUCCUUCCUUACCUUCCGGAGUGGCAUGUGGCUAUCCUGUGAGGAAACCAUGGAAGAACCAGGGGAGAGGUGCCGAAGUUUCAUUGAACUCACACCACCAGCCGAGAGAGGUGAGAAAGGACUACUGGAAUUUGCCACGUUGCAAGGCCCAUGUCACCCCACUCUCCGAUUUGGAGGGGAGUGGUUGAAGGAGAAGGCUUUCUUCCCCCACCUUCCCUUGGGGCUUGUGGCAAAGAUCCUCUGGUUAUCACUGGGAGCCCAAAUCACGUACAUUGGCCUUGAGUUCAUCAGCUUCCUCCUGCUCCUGAUGGACUUGCUGCUCACGGGGAACCCUGGCUGUGGGCUUAAGCUGAGCGCCUUUGCAGCCAUUGCCUCUGUUUUGUCAGGCCUUCUGGGGAUGGUGGCCCAUAUGAUGUAUUCCCAAGUCUUCCAGGCAACUGUCAACGUGGGUCCAGAAGACUGGAGACCACAUUCUUGGAAUUAUGGCUGGGCCUUCUACACGGCCUGGGUUUCCUUCACCUGCUGCAUGGCAUCUGCUGUCACCACUUUCAACACAUACACCAGGAUGGUCCUGGAGUUCAAAUGCAGACAUAGUAAGACCUUCAAAGAAAACCCAGGUUGCCUACUCCAUCACCACCGGUGCUUCCCUCAGCAGCAGUCAUGUACAACCCACCCCGGAGGUCCUCCCACAAGCUACCACCAAUACCACAACCAGCCCAUCCACUCCAUCUCCGAAAGUGCUGACUUCUACUCAGCACUACAAGACCAGAGAUUUCAACAAGGGACCAGCCAGGAGCUGAAAGAAGUGGUUGGGUCAUCCAUAGAAGAGCAGUGCUAGUAGUUAAGUGGGUUUGGAGAGCAGGCUGAGCCCUACCUUACACGUAUUUGUUCAUUAUAAACAUCAGCUUAAGCCAAA
This is a messenger RNA of Ictidomys tridecemlineatus (thirteen-lined ground squirrel), 1422 nucleotides long. Lineage: Eukaryota; Metazoa; Chordata; Mammalia; Rodentia; Sciuridae. The record is from RefSeq and is a predicted model, not a curated record.